This is a messenger RNA of Peromyscus eremicus (cactus mouse), 808 nucleotides long. RefSeq names its product TraB domain containing 2B (gene Trabd2b). Gene Ontology annotation, molecular function: metalloendopeptidase activity; Wnt-protein binding. Gene Ontology annotation, biological process: negative regulation of Wnt signaling pathway. The coding region runs from base 335 to 808 and encodes 157 amino acids. The transcript is spliced from 4 exons. The record is from RefSeq and is a predicted model, not a curated record. Gene Ontology annotation, cellular component: organelle membrane. NCBI's taxonomy places the organism in Eukaryota, Metazoa, Chordata, Mammalia, Rodentia, Cricetidae.
CAGUAGGAGGGUGCACCUACUGAACGCUUGGGAAGGUGGGCCCCAAGGAUCCAGCUCCUGAAGCCUCUGGGCCUGGACACAGAACUGAACUUUGUUUUAUAUUGUUCAUUGCCUUGACUGCAUUUGGGGGUGCUCUUGGUUGUAGAAUGGGUUUCCUUGUUUUAGAAUACUGGUAAGCAAAGCAGAACAAAGGAGCCAAGAGGAAGACUCACCCCAGACUCCAAACUCAGAUGCUUUGCUGUGUCAUGCACCUUCUGUUUCAUGCCUGUAGCCCCAAAGUCCAGAGGCUGGAGGGCCACUCCCAGAGGCCAAGCAGUCCUUGAGCACAUCCCUGAUGCCCUUCUCUUUCCUUGGCCAGGUGCUGUUUGCCCUGAACCAGACUCUGCUGCAGCAUGAAAGUGUGCGGGCUGGGAGCCUGCAGGCACCCUACACCACAGAGGACCUCAUCAAACACUACAACUGUGGGGACCUCAAUGCGGUCAUCUUCAACCAUGACACAUCCCAGCUACCCAAUUUCAUCAACACCACCCUGCCGCCUCAUGAGCAGGUGACAGCCCAGGAGAUUGACAGCUACUUCCGCCAGGAGCUCAUCUACAAGAGGAAUGAGCGUAUGGGGAAGAGAGUCAUGGCGUUGCUGCGGGAGAAUCAGGACAAGAUCUGCUUCUUUGCCUUCGGAGCAGGUCACUUUCUGGGGAACAACACUGUCAUCGAUGUCCUAAGACAGGCAGGGCUGGAGGUGGACCACACACCUGCUGGGCAAGCCAUCCACAGUACCUACUCUAGGCACAGGGAGCUCAAGAGUGACUGA